CAGCUUUGCCUGCAGGUCUACCAGCUGCUUUCUCUUCACCUGGCCUCUGUGAAUCAUCAUUUCAUACAGUGAAGUCUGAGCUCACUUGUCAUCUGAGUUGAACCCACUGUGCUGUGAUGGGGGAUGCAGAGAUGUCUGUGUUUGGGGCGGCUGCCCAGUACCUAAGGAAGUCGGAAAAGGAACGUAUGGAGGCCUCGACGCGUCUUUUUGACAUUAAGAAGGAAUGCUUUGUCCCUGAUCCAGUAGAAGAGUUUGUGAAGGCAACCAUCACCAGCCGAGAUGGAGACAAGGUCACUGUAGAGACCCACAAUGGGAAGACUGUGACUGUCAAAGAAUCGCAGAUUCUGCAACAAAAUCCUCCAAAGUUUGACAAGAUUGAAGACAUGGCCAUGCUGACCUUCCUCCAUGAACCAGCUGUGCUGUUUAAUCUCAAAGAGCGUUAUGCAGCAUGGAUGAUCUAUACCUACUCUGGGUUGUUCUGCGUGACUGUCAACCCCUACAAAUGGCUGCCAGUCUACAAUCAGGAGGUGGUUCUUGCCUACAGAGGAAAGAAGAGGAGUGAAGCUCCUCCUCAUAUCUUCUCCAUCUCUGACAAUGCCUACCAGUACAUGCUGGCAGACCGUGAAAACCAGUCAAUUCUGAUCACUGGAGAAUCUGGUGCAGGAAAGACUGUCAACACAAAGCGAGUAAUCCAGUAUUUUGCAAGUAUUGCGGCUGGAAGUGUUAAGAAGGAAGCAAGUGUCAAGGACAAGGGCACCCUGGAGGAUCAAAUUAUCCAGGCUAACCCUGCUCUGGAGGCCUUUGGCAAUGCCAAGACCAUUAGGAAUGACAACUCCUCUAGAUUUGGUAAAUUUAUCCGAAUUCACUUUGAUACCAGGGGAAAAGUAGCCUCUGCUGAUAUUGAAACAUACCUUCUGGAGAAGUCUCGUGUGAUCUUCCAGCUCAAGGCAGAGAGAGAUUACCACAUCUUCUACCAGAUUCUGUCCAACAAAAAGCCUGAACUCUUGGAGAUGCUGCUGAUCACCAAUAAUCCCUAUGACUAUGCCUUCAUCUCACAGGGGGAAACCCAAGUGGCCUCCAUUGAUGACGCUGAGGAACUCAUGGCAACAGAUAGUGCCUUUGAUGUGUUGGGCUUUACGCAAGAGGAAAAGAACUCUGUGUACAAGCUGACUGGUGCCAUCAUGCACCAUGGUAACAUGAAAUUCAAGCAGAAGCAGCGAGAGGAGCAGGCAGAGGCUGAUGGCACUGAAGAUGCGGACAAAGUUGCAUAUCUGAUGUGCCUGAACUCUGCCGACCUCAUCAAAGGUCUCUGUCACCCAAGAGUCAAAGUAGGAAACGAGUGGGUCACCAAAGGACAAAAUGUCGCCCAGGUGAACUAUGCUGUUGGUGCUCUAUCAAAAGCUGUUUAUGAGAAGAUGUUCCUGUGGAUGGUAAUGCGAAUCAACCAGUCACUGGAGACCAGGCAGCCUCGCCAGUACUUCAUAGGGGUGCUGGACAUUGCCGGAUUUGAAAUCUUUGAUUUCAACACCUUUGAGCAGCUGUGCAUCAACUUCACCAACGAAAAACUGCAACAGUUUUUCAACCACCACAUGUUUGUACUGGAGCAGGAAGAGUACAAGAAAGAGGGCAUCGAAUGGACUUUCAUUGACUUUGGCAUGGAUCUGCAGGCCUGUAUCGACCUGAUUGAAAAGCCCAUGGGUAUCAUGUCCAUCCUUGAAGAGGAGUGCAUGUUCCCCAAAGCCAGUGAUGCUACCUUUAAAGCUAAGCUCUAUGACAACCACCUGGGGAAAUCCGGCAACUUCCAGAAGCCCAGAGUUGUCAAAGGAAAACCAGAGGCUCAUUUUGCCCUGGUUCACUAUGCUGGAACUGUUGAUUAUAAUAUCAACAACUGGUUGGUGAAGAACAAGGAUCCUCUGAAUGAGACUGUUGUGGCAUUGUACCAAAAGUCUACCCUCAAACUUCUUGCAACUCUGUUUGCAAAUUAUGCAGGAGCAGACUCAGUUAUGUCUGAAGCUGUCGAGGGAAAAAAAGAGAAGAAGAAAAAAGGAUCCUCCUUUCAGACAGUGUCUGCUCUUCACAGGGAGAACCUGAACAAGCUGAUGACCAACUUGAGGUCGACUCACCCUCACUUUGUACGCUGCAUCAUCCCCAACGAGACCAAGACUCCAGGGGCCAUGGAGAACCCCCUGGUGAUGCACCAGCUGCGCUGUAACGGUGUGCUGGAAGGCAUCAGGAUCUGCAGAAAGGGUUUCCCCAACAGGAUCCUCUAUGGAGAUUUCAAGCAGAGAUAUCGCAUCCUGAAUCCUGCUGCCAUUCCCGAAGGCCAGUUCAUAGACAGUAGGAAAGGAGCAGAGAAACUUCUUGGGUCUUUGGAUAUUGAUCACAACCAAUACAAGUUUGGGCAUACAAAGGUGUUCUUCAAGGCUGGCUUGCUGGGUCUGCUUGAGGAGAUGAGAGAUGAGCGUCUUUCCAAAAUCAUCACAGCGAUUCAAGCCAGAUCCCGUGGUGUUUUGUCUCGCAUUGAGUAUCAGAAGAUGGUGGAACGAAGGCUGGAGGAUGAGGAGGAGAUGAAUGCAGAACUGACUGCUAAGAAGAGGAAGCUGGAGGACGAGUGCUCCGAGCUGAAGAAAGACAUCGAUGACUUAGAGUUAACUCUAGCUAAAGUGGAGAAGGAGAAGCAUGCCACUGAGAACAAGGUCAAGAACCUUGUUGAAGAGAUGGCUGCUCAGGAUGAGAUCAUUGCCAAGCUGACCAAGGAAAAGAAAGCUUUACAGGAAGCUCAUCAGCAAACUCUGGACGACCUGCAGAGUGAGGAAGACAAAGUCAACACUCUGACCAAGGCCAAGGCUAAGCUGGAGCAGCAAGUGGAUGAUCUUGAAGGAUCUCUUGAGCAAGAGAAAAAGAUUCGAAUGGACCUCGAGAGAGCUAAGAGGAAGCUAGAGGGAGAUCUAAAGUUGACCCAGGAGUCUGUGAUGGAUCUUGAAAAUGACAAGCAACAGCUGGAGGAGCGUCUGAAAAAGAAAGACUUUGAAAUCAGCCAGCUGAACAGCAAAGUUGAAGAUGAGCAGGUCAUCAUUAUUCAACUGCAAAAGAAACUGAAAGAGCUACAGGCUCGUGUAGAGGAGCUGGAGGAAGAGCUCGAAGCAGAGAGAGCUGCUCGAGCCAAGGUGGAGAAGCAGAGAGCUGACCUGGCCAGAGAGCUGGAGGAGAUCAGUGAGAGGUUGGAGGAGGCUGGAGGAGCCACAGCUGCCCAGAUUGAGAUGAACAAGAAGAGGGAGGCCGAGUUCCAGAAACUGCGCAGAGACCUCGAAGAGGCCACUCUGCACCAUGAAGCCACUACUGCCACACUCAGGAAGAAACAAGCCGACAGUGUUGCUGAGCUGGGAGAGCAGAUUGACAACCUGCAGAGAGUCAAGCAGAAACUGGAGAAGGAGAAGAGUGAGCUCAGACUGGAGCUGGAUGAUGUGGUCUCCAGUAUGGAACAAACUGUAAAGUCUAAGACUACACUGGAAAAGACCUGCAGAACUUUGGAGGAUCAAAUGAAUGAAUACAGGACCAAAUGUGAUGAAUAUCAAAGAUCCCUUAGUGACUUAACCACCCAGAAAGCCAAGCUUCAAGCAGAGAAUGAUGAGCUUUUAAGACAGAUGGAAGAGAAAGAAUCUCUCGUUUCUCAGCUGACUAGAGGAAAGAAUUCCUAUAACCAACAACUUGAAGAUAUAAAGAGACAGCUAGAAGAGGAAAUAAAGGCCAAGAAUGCAUUAGCCCAUGCAGUGCAGUCUGCUCGCCAUGACUGUGACCUGCUCAGGGAGCAGUAUGAGGAGGAGCAGGAGGCUAAAGCUGAACUGCAGCGUGGCAUGUCCAAGGCCAACUCUGAGGUGGCUCAGUGGAGAACCAAGUAUGAAACUGAUGCCAUCCAGAGGACUGAAGAACUAGAAGAGGCCAAAAAGAAGCUGGCUCAGCGUCUGCAGGAGGCUGAGGAGGCUGUUGAAGCAGUGAAUGCUAAAUGUUCCUCUCUGGAGAAGACCAAACACAGGCUGCAGAAUGAGAUUGAAGAUCUCAUGGUGGAUGUAGAGAGGUCUAAUGCUGCUGCCGCUGCUCUGGACAAGAAACAAAGAAACUUUGACAAAAUUCUUUCUGAGUGGAAACAGAAGUAUGAGGAGUGUCAGUGUGAGCUGGAGAGCUCCCAGAAGGAGGCCAGGGCCAUGAAGGGAGGCAAGAAGCAGGUGCAGAAGCUCGAGGCCAGGGUAAGGGAACUAGAAAAUGAGGUGGAAAUGGAGCAGAAGAAAAGCAGUGAGGCUGUGAAGGGGGUGCGUAAAUAUGAACGUCGCAUCAAGGAACUCACCUACCAGACUGAAGAAGAUCGCAAGAACAUCAUGCGGCUUCAAGAUCUAGUGGACAAGCUGCAGCUGAAAGUUAAAGCCUACAAAAGAUCUGCAGAGGAGGCUGAAGAACAGGCUAAUGUUCAUCUUGGCAAGUUCCGCAAGAUGCAGCAUGAGCUGGAGGAGGCUGAAGAGAGAGCUGACAUCGCCGAGUCUCAGGUCAACAAGCUUCGUGCCAAGAGCCGCGAUGUCGGAUCCAAGGUUUGACGCAUGCACUUUGCAGCAUCUGACCCU
Molecule: messenger RNA, 4613 nt
Organism: Neolamprologus brichardi
Lineage: Eukaryota; Metazoa; Chordata; Actinopteri; Cichliformes; Cichlidae
Source: RefSeq, a predicted model, not a curated record